UGAGAAGUUUUGGCGCGUUCGUGUGUAAUUGGUCGCAUUAAACAAUUAUAUGUACCGGUCGUUUAUUUUUGAAUCCGAUAUUCGCGUAAUUCCUCCGUCGAAUUUCUGGUGAACAGCUGUGAUCUGACUAUCUCGCAGCAUGACGGAAACGCAACAAAGGGCCAAGUGCAUUACUCUAAAGGGUUCCGCCGAAUUGGUCGCGCAAUAUCUACUUUAUGGAGUCAAUAGUAUACUCUAUCAGAGAGGAAUAUAUCCGCCGGAGACAUUCGAGCCUUCCGAGCAUUUCGGUUUGUUCAUCUUCACGUCUACGGAUGAGAAGAUUACGUCCUUCCUGAAUACUGUCCUCGGACAGAUUGAAGAGUGGCUCGUCCAGCGCAAAGUGCAUAAGAUCACUCUUGUCAUAACAAAUGUCAACACAAAGGAAGUGUUGGAGAAGUGGGACUUCAAAGUUGACUAUGAAGAUCAGAAAGCAAACGGAGCGGAUAGCACCAAAACUGAUCUGCCUGAAGUAGGAACAAAGGAUGUGAAAACUAUACAGAAGGAAAUACGUGAAGUGAUACGUCAAAUUACAGGCACAGUGAGCUUUUUACCACUCUUAGAUUGUCUCUGUUCCUUUGAUAUACUUACCUAUACAGUACCUGACUGUAACAUUCCUAAUCAAUGGGACGAAACUCAACCAGUUUUUAUCGCAAACAGUCAAGAGGUACAACUUAGAUCAUUUUCAACCUCCAUACAUAAAAUGGAUACUGUAGUUAGUUACAAAAAUAUCUGAGUUUUCUAUAUCUUUGCGUAAAAGUUGUAAAUACAGGCUCCAGUUUAUGUCACCUGCAUAUGUGUCAAUCAUCAUUACCAAAGACUGCUUUAAUUUAAUUAAUUGCUGUUGCGUAAAAAUUGAUGGUUGAAUAGCAUAUUUUCUUGUAAUACUGUAAUUUAAUUUAGAUAUAAUAAUGGUUGUAAUUCACAGUAUUUUAAAUGUAUUUUAUACCAAUAUAUUUUUUUUUAAAACAGCGUAUCUUUUAAAUGCAAGUAAAGUAUCCAGAAGAAACUACAAGUACAUUAUAAUCAAAUAUUGCUAGAUUUGUCGAAAA
Messenger RNA from Pogonomyrmex barbatus (red harvester ant), 1088 nucleotides. RefSeq names its product mitotic arrest deficient 2 (gene mad2). The record is from RefSeq and is a predicted model, not a curated record. Gene Ontology annotation, cellular component: nucleoplasm; cytoplasm; kinetochore. NCBI's taxonomy places the organism in Eukaryota, Metazoa, Arthropoda, Insecta, Hymenoptera, Formicidae. Gene Ontology annotation, biological process: mitotic spindle assembly checkpoint signaling.